This is a messenger RNA of Naumovozyma castellii, 1518 nucleotides long. It is a transcript of the gene MKK1, whose product is annotated as mitogen-activated protein kinase kinase MKK1. The coding region runs from base 1 to 1518 and encodes 505 amino acids. Lineage: Eukaryota; Fungi; Ascomycota; Saccharomycetes; Saccharomycetales; Saccharomycetaceae. The record is from RefSeq and is a predicted model, not a curated record. The transcript has a single exon.
AUGGCAUCGUUGUUCAGACCACCUGAACAGACAAAACGAAACGUUCACCAACCAAAAUUACGUUUACCGCCGCUAUUCAACGAAAACAUAAACACCAAUGAGAUUCAACUAUCCACAGAUGGAACAAAUACACCGAAAUCAUCUUCAAAUUUGAACCUACCCAUGUACUCAUCCAUGUCAUCCAUAUCGCCCUCUCCAUCCAUUUACGGACCUAAAUCCUCCUCUUCCAUAAAAUCCAUGAAGAGAAGGCCCAUCCCUCCGCCUAUUCCAUCAGUACCUAUCCUUCAUGGGUCCUCACCCAGGGAAAGCCCGAUAAGAUCCCCCUAUAGACCUCCUCCAACCAUGACACCAACGGAACUCUCCGCAGCAGUCAAAGAUUUAGAAAUAAAGGACAGUACGAAUACUCCCACUACGCUGACGACGAAUAAUAAUCAAGAGUCCAUUUAUAAGAGGAAGGACUUGAAUCAAUCCGUGGACUCCUAUUAUUCAACAUUGUUGUCUGUGUAUGAUGAACAAAGUCAUAGUAAUGUGACGAGCCCACUGAAAGAUGAACCAUUAUCAUUGGAGGGGAAAGACAUAGAUCAAUUAGAUUGUGAAAUGUGGGAAAAGGCAGAUAUGAAAGAGAAGAUAGUUUCAUUAGGUGUCCUUGGUGAAGGUGCCGGUGGAUCUGUGGAGAAAUGUAAGUUAAAACAUGGUAAGAAAGUGUUUGCCUUGAAAAUUGUUAAUACUUUGAAUACUGACCCUGAAUUCCAGAAGCAAAUAUUUAGAGAAUUGCAAUUCAAUAAAAGUUUUAAAUCUGAUUAUAUAGUGAGAUAUUACGGAAUGUUCAACGACGUUAACAGCUCGUCCAUUUAUAUCGCAAUGGAAUAUAUGGGUGGGAAAUCACUGGAGGCAGUUUACAAGAAUUUACUCAGUAGAGGUGGAAGAAUAAGUGAAAAAGUCCUCGGGAAGAUUUCAGAGAGCGUAUUAAGAGGACUUUCCUAUCUUCACGAACAGAAAGUUAUUCAUAGAGACAUUAAACCUCAGAAUAUACUAUUUAACGAAAAGGGUCAAGUGAAACUCUGUGACUUUGGUGUCAGUGGUGAAGCGGUCAAUUCUUUAGCAACUACAUUUACAGGAACAUCCUUUUAUAUGGCCCCUGAAAGAAUACAAGGACAGCCCUACAGUGUUACAUGUGACAUCUGGUCAUUAGGGCUCACCAUAUUGGAAGUUGCGCAGGGGAGGUUCCCGUUCGGAUCAGAUAAGAUAACUGCUACUAUUGCCCCCAUUGAACUUUUAGUCCUAAUCUUAACGUUUAACCCAGAACUGAAGGACGAACCUGAGUUAAACAUUACAUGGAGCAAAGCAUUCAAAUCCUUUAUUCACUUUUGUUUGAAAAAGGAUCCACAUGAACGGCCAUCACCUAGACAGAUGAUUGACCACCCGUGGAUACAAGGGCAAAUGAAGAAGAAAGUAAACAUGGAAAACUUCAUUAAGAAAUGUUGGGAAGUAGUGGGGGCUGAUGAGGAGCACAACUGA